Messenger RNA from Peronospora matthiolae, 2634 nucleotides. The record is from the annotation of a GenBank genome assembly. NCBI's taxonomy places the organism in Eukaryota, Oomycota, Peronosporomycetes, Peronosporales, Peronosporaceae.
AUGAUCGCGACCAACAUGAUCAAGGAUGUGCGAGUCCCUCUCAAGUCGGGUGGAGCAACUACAUGUCGAGGAUGUCAACAAGGGAAAAUCCAAAAACCAUUUCCAAGCAACCGAGACAAGCGCAGCUACGAUACGUUUGAGCUACUUCAUCUGGACAUCUGCAGGCCCAUGGAAAAGGAUUCGCUUGGUGGCAGCAAAUAUUUGCUGCUGAUCAUCGACGAAGCCAGUGGAUGCAUGAAGGGCUUUUGUCUACGAGUGAAGUCCGAGAGUGAAGACUACAUCCGGAAAUAUAUCACCAUGGUACAGACGCAAUUCUGUAAGAAGGUCAAGUUCGUGCGACACGACGGAGCUCGCGAGUUUGCAACCAACUCGCUUCAGCUGUUCUACAAAGACGAAGGCAUUGAACAGCAGACAACGGUGCCGUAUGCACAUCAAACAAACGGAACAGCAGAGCGUGCCAUUAGGACUAUUGUCACGAUCGGCCGCAGCAUGCUUCAUCAUGCCAAACUGGACAAGUGUUUCUGGGCCGAAGCAGCGAUGACGGCCAUCUACGUCAAGAAUCGACUGCCGUCACCUAAAGUCGUGCACAAGACCCCGUUUGAGAUCGUCUACAACUUGAAACCAAGCAAUCGACUCAAGUGGGAUCCAAAGGCUCGCGCUGGCAUAUUCGUGGGCUACGAAGAAGUUUCGAAGGCAUAUCGUGUUUAUGACAUCGAGGCGGGGCAGGUGGUUAUCAGCCGCGAUGUCAACUUCGACGAGUCCACCUUUAGACUUCAACUGCCGAUCACUGAUGAAGAUGUCGAUGACCUGGACUUCGAAUUGCUGGAUCUUGAUGACGAAGAGCUGCGUCAAAUGGAGUACAAGCAAACAGGCAAGCGCAAGAAUCGACUCAAUGAUGAAGAUACAGCAGCUCCACGACCGCGUGCAGUGCGUCAACGACCAGGACUAGAAGAGUCAAACGCGCCGGAAAACAACUCGUCACGCCAAGAAGAAGACGAAGAAACGAAGGAUUCUGGUGAUUCAACACCGCCUGUGUUUUGGCGUGCGAGUGCAAAUGCCGUUGAAGCAGCAGUGGACUUAUCAGAGCCCUCAACAUUUGAAGCAGCAGUAAGCGGCCCUGACCAAGUGCACUGGAGAAAAGCAAUUCAUGCAGAGCUCGAGUCAAUGCGACUUCGCGGUGUGUUUCGUGCAGCCAAGCUGCCCAACGGACAACGCGCCAUUGGCACAAAAUGGGUGUUCAAGAUCAAGCGUAAAGCGGAUGGAUCUAUCGAGAAGUACAAGGCACGACUUGUGGCCAAGGGUUUCCGCCAAAAGUAUGGCAUCGACUACACGGAGACGUUUUCGCCUAUGGUCAAGUAUGUGACGCUGCGAAUGGUGAUCGCAAUUUCCAAGCAUUUUGGAUGGCCCAUCGACCAGCUUGAUGUGGUGACAGCUUUCCUGUAUGGCGUCAUGAAGGAACAAGUGUUCUGCGUGAUUCCUGAAGGCGUCGAACUUGACAGUACGUUCGACUGCCUGGAAUUGGUGAAGUCAAUUUACGGCCUCAAGCAAGCGUCGCGAGUGUGGAACGAGACGUUCGACGAGUAUGUGUGCUCCAUCGGAUUUCAAGUAUCGGACUUCGACCCAUGUCUCUACAUCAAGACUUCGGACGGCCAUUGCGUGUUUAUACUGGUCUACGUGGACGACGUCUUGGUGACUGGAAGCUCUCUCGAGCUGAUUUUACAAACCAAGAACGACCUGAAGACGCGGUUCGAGAUGACGGACAGCGGCAAGUGUGCGUUUGUUCUUGGGAUCGAGCUUUUGGACGAUGAAGAUGGCAGUGUGACACUAUGUCAGCGUCGGUAUGUCGAUGAUAUCCUCAAGCGCUUUGGCAUGGAUGAUUGCAAGGCAGUCGCAAGUCCAGUCGACAUGAGCUCUCGACUUGUUUCAAGUGAUGCAACUACCAAGGUCGAUGCUCCUUUUCGCGAAGCUGUUGGUGCGUUGAUGCACCUGACCACUUCAACGCGUCCGGACAUUGCGUUUGCUGUGGGCUAUGUGUCGCGGUUCAUGAAAAAUCCCCAAGAAGAACACUGGGUUGCAGUUAAGCGUAUCUUUCGCUACCUACAAGGCACUAAGACGCAUGGAAUUUGCUACAAGCCAAGUGCAAGGAUCGACUUCCGUGGAUAUUCGGAUGCGGAUUGGGCUGGUGAACUUACCGACCGCAAGUCAACAUCGGGGUACACGUUCAUGCUACUCGGUGCGCCAGUGAGUUGGGGCAGCAAGAAGCAGCCAAGUGUUUCGUUGUCCACGACUGAAGCUGAAUACAUCGCACUCAGCUUGGCGAUUCAAGAGGGCAAGUGGAUUCAUCGUCUGCUUUGUGAGAUCGUGAUGGCUGCCAAUGAAGAAGGACCGGAACUCAUGAUUCAUGAAGACAAUCAGUCAUGUAUCAAGAUGACGAAGAACCCGGUCAACCACGGCCGUGCCAAGCACAUUGAUAUCAAGUACCAUCACAUCCGUGAUGAGGUCAAGCGCGGUGAAGUGAAGCUCAAGUAUUGUGAAACUGCGGUGAUGUUAGCGGACAUCAUGACGAAGGGACUUCAUGGACCACGCCACAAGGAGAUGACGACGGCUCUCGGGAUUCGUGAGCAUUCGGAUUGA